Messenger RNA from Oldenlandia corymbosa var. corymbosa, 4067 nucleotides. NCBI's taxonomy places the organism in Eukaryota, Viridiplantae, Streptophyta, Magnoliopsida, Gentianales, Rubiaceae. The record is from the annotation of a GenBank genome assembly.
CAUUUGGAUAUCAACAAAAAAGAAGCCAUUAUAGCAACAAAAGAAAACCAUUUGCAAUAUCUCAAAAAGCACAUUCAUAGCAAUGGCUGUUUCUCUUUUUCCAUUACCAGCCCCAACAUGUUUCCUCUCCUUUUGUUUUGUCGUGAUGAGUUGCAUUUUGCUAUCUCCUGAGAUAGUAACUCCAUCAAAUGCCGGAAUUGUUCGACAAUAUACCUUCAAUGUACAACUGAAGAAUGUGACAAGAUUGUGUCACACAAAGACCAUAGUGACAAUCAAUGGAAAAUACCCUGGCCCUCGUGUUAUCGCUAGAGAAGGUGACAAUCUUCUUAUCAAGGUGGUCAAUAACGUUUCAAAUAACAUCACCAUUCACUGGCAUGGAAUCAGGCAAAUCCAGAGUGGAUGGGCAGAUGGACCAUCGUAUGUGACUCAAUGUCCAAUUCAGACAGGGCAGAGUUAUGUGUACAACUACACCAUCAUCAAUCAACGAGGAACUCUGUGGUGGCACGCCCAUAUUUCCUGGCUGAGAGCCACCGUCUACGGCCCAUUGAUCAUCCUUCCCAAGAAAAAUGUUCCGUAUCCUUUCCCUAAACCACACAAAGAAGUCCCUAUAAUGUUCGGAGAAUGGUGGAAUGAAGACCCUGAAGCUGUCAUUAGCCAGGCACUUCAGACAGGAGGUGGACCAAAUGUAUCAGAGGCAUAUACCAUUAAUGGACUUCCAGGACCUUUGUACAAUUGUUCUGUUAAAGAUACGUUUAAGCUGAAAGUGAAGCCUGGAAAAACAUAUAUGCUUCGGAUAAUCAAUGCUGCACUCAAUGACGAUCUGUUUUUCACCAUUGCAAACCAUUCACUCACAGUUGUUGAAGCAGAUGCAGUUUAUGUGAAGCCAUUCAAAACAGAUGUCCUGUUCAUAACUCCAGGACAAACAACAAACGUACUUCUCAAAACAAAGCACAAUUUUCCGGCCAAAUCCAGAUUCAUCAUGGCCGGAAGUCCGUAUUUUACCGGUUCAGGCACAUUUGAUAACACCACAUUUGCUGGAAUUCUCGAAUAUGAAAAUCCAAACAGCCCUGUUUCGGCUUCUUCUUCUUUCUCAAACACCACAUUUAAAAGCCUUCAAUUCCCAACUCUCCCAUUGAUCAAUGCAACUUCCGUUGUGGCAAAUUUCAGCAGCAAAUUCCGGAGUCUGGCUAAUUCCCAAUUCCCUGCUAAUGUUCCCAAAACUGUGGACAAGAAAUUCUUCUUCACAGUCGGGCUAGGGACUAAUCCGUGCCCGAAAAACCAAACUUGCCAAGGCCCUACUAACAGAACCAAAUUCGCGGCUUCCGUGAACAACAUUUCUUUCGCAAUGCCAACAACAGCUCUUCUCCAAUCCUACUUCUUUGGGAAAUCAAAUGGAGUGUUUACGGCGGAUUUCCCGUCCGCUCCCCUGAUGCCUUUCAAUUAUACAGGGACCCCGCCUAACAAUACUAAUGUGGCCAAUGGGACUAAGUUGGUGGUUGUGAAGUUUAACACCACCAUUGAAGUUGUGAUGCAGGACACCAGCAUUAUUAGUGCUGAAAGUCAUCCCCUUCAUCUUCAUGGUUUUAAUUUCUAUGUUGUUGGACAAGGGUUUGGGAACUUUGAUCCUAAAAAUGAUCCAGCCAAGUUCAACCUUGUGGAUCCUGUUGAGAGAAACACAGUUGGUGUGCCUUCUGGUGGAUGGGUUGCUAUUCGUUUCCAAGCCGACAAUCCAGGUGAGUUGCACUCUCAACUCAAUCAAUCGUUGCUAAACGAUUUCCAGAAUUCAUUUAACGUUACAAUGAUGAGAUUUUUUUAAUGGGUGUGUUUUCCAACAGGUGUUUGGUUUAUGCAUUGCCAUUUUGAUGUUCAUCUGAGUUGGGGAUUGAGAAUGGCAUGGAUAGUACUGGAUGGAAAACUACCAAAUCAGAAGCUGUUUCCUCCACCAGCUGAUCUUCCAAAGUGCUAAAAACGGCUUCUAGUUUUGAACCCGGAAUUUUUUUCUGUUCUUUGUUGUGGCUUCUUUGCUUUUGUAACUUAUAUAUUCAAUCUAAUUUUCCAUGUACGGCUUUAAUGAUCUUCAAUUUUUUUGAGAAAGAGUGGUGUUGAAUCCUUAGAAAAAACACUACAACUUGAUGUGAUGAUAUGUUGUUUGACCUUUGCAUUUGCUCAAUGAAUUCUUUGUUUCCUUCAUACUUGGACUUAUGUAAUUUUUCCCUUUCGAAAUUAUUGUAUAAUUUAAACUAAAAAUACAAAUUUAAAUUAAACAAUAGUUUAAGGACAAAAGUAGUACAAUUAUUCGCUUUUGUUAUACCAGUCCCUCUGCUUUAAUUAUAAGCCACAAUUUUAAACUACCUUACCUACAAUCGAAAACACACCAUCAUAAGCCACAAUUUCAAAAAUUAUUAAGCUACCUAUAACCGGAAACAUUACACUGGAAAACAAAUAAACUUUGAUACAGAAUUCAUCUAGCCAUUGAUUUCCUAGAAGACUAUAAAGUAUAAACUCUUAUUAGAUCUUAAACUAUUAGUAUGUGGUAAAGUAGUUGCAGGAGUGAAUUGUGGGGUGGUGUUGGGAAAAAGUGACUCUGGGCAACAAAUUCUGAGGAGCAAAAGUAUAUUCUAUUCAAAUAACUACAAUAAUCAAUGCAUAGUUUUUCGUCAUUAUAUGCGGCAGUGGUGUCACAUUUUUUUCUUACUAUUUUUUUGCAGAUCCCCAGUCUGACCUUUCUGCAAGAAGCAAAAGCAUCAUGGUGCAUUCCCCAGGCCAAUUAUUUUUAUCUUCCCCUCCUCCUCCCUCAUGAUUGAUAGUUCCAACCGCUGUUAAAAAACAGGAAUCUUUCUUGUUUCUUCAUCAUCUCUUUCCACUAUAUUGACCUAAGCUAGUAAGCUACUGUUGCUACAUGAUUAAUGUAGUUUUUUUUUCCCUUUAUUUUCCGAACUAAAAACAAAAAAGAAAUUCUAAAAGAUGGGUCACAUUCAGAUUGAGAUUAGGACAUACCAUGUGACAAUGGCGUGGGUGAAAGCUAGGUGAAAUUCAUCUUAAUCCAAAAAGGGGAAGCAAAAAAAAAAAAAAUGAUACAUACAUCUUGAUUGUCACAAUGCGCAAGCAACUAUUGAAUUGAUGCUCAUUGCUUGAUUAACUAAUUACUCUGUUUUUAAAAGUCACGUUCUGAUCUAGUAAAAGAAAAACAGAGCAUAAAAGGGGGAAAAAGUAGGGAACUUUACUAUAUUUGAUCUUCUUCUUCAACCUGGAAUGGCUGACAAAAAAACAUCUUUAGAUCUAUCUCUCACAAGGGUGUAACAUAAUCCCCGGGAAAAUUGAAAAGUCGAUCUGGGCUAAUUUCAUCUGGGCUUGAUUACAUAUAUUAACUUGAUAUACUUCUUCAAGAAUCUCCGUUCUUGCGCCACCGGACAAGCAUCGUGAUGCAACGUUUCACAAUGUAAAACUUAGCCCUUUGUUCCUUAGCCAAAUUGCUACAUUUCUUGGUGAAAUCCGAACAUCUUUUCUGGGACGAACUCCUUGACAGAGACGAUUUGUUACUGGAAGCAGAGCUUUUCUGCGAAGAACUUCUGGAAAGAGGGGUUGAAGAUGAAGAUGUCCUGAAUGAAGGAUUCUUCUGGGACAAAUUACGCACCAGAGAAGGCUUAUUAGAACCGCUUGUACAAGGAUUCCUCUGUGAAACACUUCUGGACAUAAACGGCGGCUUGGAGGAGGAAGAAGAUGAAGAAGCAUAGGAUGAAUGGUGGUGGUUGCUUGGAUCAUCCCUUGAUAGCUGCUUCCACUUGUCAUCAUCCAUGUAAUACUGCAUCAUUAGUACAACGUUUGAUUUCUAUCUAUCAACUGUUGUUGUUGUUGUUCUUUUGGUACUAGGAAUUGAUUUGUGUGUGAGUGAAUCAAGGAAGAGAAAACUGAAAAGAAGAUGAAAAGGAGGAAGAAUCAGGAAUGAGACAAGAGGUGGGUGAAAAUGGUGAGAUGUAUUUAUAGCACAAAAAAGAAAAAAAUAAAAAACAAUGGAGGGUUGAAGUUGAAGUGCGUGUUGGGAGAGUGUGUGAGAUUUGAGUGUUGAC